AGCUAUAUAAGAGCCCUGCACCUAGACACAGGAGCGAAAGAAACCCCCUCCAGUGCGGUACCAGCAGUGGCAGCAGCGACGUCUCUCUCCUGGGCUCUCCUGCAUCACCUGUUCCCAAACUGGUCUCUCUUCUCAUCUCACUCUCUCUGUCUCUCUCUCUCUCUCUCUCUGUUUCUCUCCAAUUCCUUCCGUUUUCACCCUCUCUGUCCCCCUCUGCCGCACUCUCUGCUCUCUGCUCUCUGCCCUUGUGCUGUCCUUCCAGUGUCCCAUCAUGCAGUUUUUGACCAGUUUGGUGUCCCUCGUGCUGGUGCUGCACAGCGUGAGGGCGGCCGCUGUGCUUCCUGGGGACGACGGGAGCCUGACACACAGCAACAGGGAGCUGAGCAAAGAGCGCAAGGAGCUCAUCCUCAAACUGGUCUCGGGGCUCCUAGACGGGGUGGACAGCAACCUGCUGGGGGGCGACAUGGCCCCCGCGGAGCUGGAGGAGCCCCUGGAGUCCCGCCUGGAGGAGAGGGCCGUCUACAACCGGCUAUCGCAGCUCCCGCAGCGAGACCGCAAGGCUCCCUGCAAAAACUUCUUCUGGAAAACCUUCACCUCGUGCUAACGGAGCAAGCCCCUCCCGUUGCCCCCCCGACCCCCGCUCCACCCCAAACAGAUACCCCCCCCACAACCCAACAUGAACUGUGGCAGAUUUCCGCUGUACAUACCAUCCCCACGGUCCCGGGGACGAGCCUAUGGACUUUAUUAAUGCAGUCUUGUUUGUUGUAAAGAUUAACUUCGAUUAUAUUUAUUUAUUUAUUGACGAUCACAUCCGAACAACAAU
Molecule: messenger RNA, 823 nt
Organism: Scleropages formosus (Asian bonytongue)
Lineage: Eukaryota; Metazoa; Chordata; Actinopteri; Osteoglossiformes; Osteoglossidae
Gene: sst6.1
Product: somatostatin family member 6.1
Exons: 2
Coding region: 272-604 (110 amino acids)
Biological process (GO): adenylate cyclase-inhibiting G protein-coupled receptor signaling pathway; regulation of cell migration
Cellular component (GO): extracellular region
Molecular function (GO): G protein-coupled receptor binding; neuropeptide hormone activity
Source: RefSeq, a predicted model, not a curated record